CACUCACUCUCCCCUCAUAAUCCACCCGUGAUGACGUUAUACUGCAGCUCCUGAGCUUCCAGAUCUCGCGAGACUAUGGAAAACCAUCCAGACGGCCUCUCUCUCUCUCUCUCUCUCUCUCGCUCGGUUCCCCCCCUCCUCUCCAGCCCUCCCUUCCCACGCCCCAGUGCGCUGUGGGAUAGUGGCACUAUAAAGUAUAUCCUCUCUCGGAGAAAGAUAAGAAGCCCGAGACAGGAGGGGGAUGAAGAUGGCGGACGCCAAGCAGAAGAGGAAUGAGCAGUUAAAGCGGUGGCUGGGCUCGGAAACGGACCAGGAGCCUCCCGUUCUGAAAAAGAAGAAGACGAAGGUGAAGUUCGAUGAUGGCGCCGUGUUUCUGGCCGCCUGCUCGAGCGGCGAUACCGAGGAGGUGCUCCGAAUGCUUGACCGGGGCGCUGACAUCAACUACGCCAAUGUGGACGGUCUCACCGCCCUCCACCAGGCAUGCAUAGACGACAACAUCGACAUGGUGACUUUCCUGGUGGAGCACGGCGCCGGCAUCAACCAGCCGGACAACGAGGGCUGGAUCCCGCUGCACGCCGCGGCCUCCUGCGGAUACCUGGACAUAGCAGAGUACCUCAUCAGACAGGGAGCCAGUGUAGGAGUCGUGAACAGCGAGGGCGACACGCCUCUGGACAUCGCUGAGGAGGAGGCGAUGGGGGAGCUCCUUCAGAACGAGAUCAACAAACAAGGCGUGGACAUCGAGGCGGCUCGGAAAGAGGAGGAGCGCGUCAUGCUGAGGGACGCCCGGCAGUGGCUCAACAGCGGCCAGAUCCAGGACAGCCGGCACACCAAGUCGGGGGGCACGGCGCUGCACGUGGCCGCCGCCAAAGGAUACGUCGAGGUUUUAAAGCUUUUAAUCCAAACCGGCUACGACGUUAAUAUCAAGGACUACGAUGGCUGGACUCCUCUGCAUGCGGCGUCGCACUGGGGCAAAGAGGAGGCCUGCAGGAUACUGGUGGAGAACAUGUGCGACAUGGACCUCAUCAACAAAAUGGGCCAGACAGCUCUUGAUGUAGCGGACGAAGAUGUUCUCGGAUACUUGGAAGAACUUCAAAAGAAACAGAAUCUGCUGAUAGGUGAAAAGGAAGAAAUUAAGAAAUCUCCUUUGAUUGACACGACGACCACCGAGGACAACAAUCAAUCACUGAAACCACCCAAGAGCAAAGAAACGGUGCUUCUGGAGCCGGAGAAGAUCGCCCCACGCAUCGAGACCUUGGAACCAGAGAAGGUGGACGAAGGAGAGGAGGGGAAGAAGGACGAAUCCAGCUGCUCCAGCGAGGAAGAGGACGACGAGGAUUCAGAGUCGGAGACUGAAGCAGAUAAGAGCAAGCCUUCGGCAUCGGUGAGCAACAGCACCACGCCGCCCGCUGCCAGCGUCCCCGUGUCACCUCCGACCAGCCCGACCAACCAGGUGACAACCCCCACUUCGCCGCUGAAGAAGCCCACUCAGCCUGCUGGAAAGGCAUCGACCAAAGUGGAGGACGACCGGAAGGACGAGUCUCCGGCGUCGUGGCGGCUCGGCUUGAGGAAGACGGGCAGCUACGGGGCGCUGGCCGAGAUCACCGCCACCAAGGAGGCUCAGCGGGAGAAGGACACCACCGGGGUGAUGCGCUCGGCCUCCAGCCCUCGCCUCUCCUCCUCUCUGGACAACAAAGACAAGGAGAAGGAAAAGGACAAAGGGCCUCGCUUCGCCUACGUGGCGCCCAACGUUCCCAGAAGGCUCGCCAGCACGUCGGACAUCGACGAGAAGGAGAACAGGGACUCCACCGCUCUGAAACGCAGCGGCUCGUACACCCGGCGGCGCUGGGACGACGACCUGAAGAACAGCGAGGGGAGCGCCUCCACCAACCGAACCCCCAGCUACCAGCGCAGCACGUCCCACACGCUAGCACUAGGGCGGAGCAGCAGCACGCGGGACGUGCCGGCCAAGUCUUCGUCCACCUCCAGCUUGGACCCUAACACCUGUAACACUAAACCCUGGCAGCCGCCCACCUCCCACUACCAGUCUUACAGCAUUUACCGCAGCGGCUCUUUUGGCAGAAGACACGAGGACCUGAGUUCCUCGACCACCUCCACGACCCCCACCACCACCACCACCACCACCGCCACCUCAUCCGUUACCUCGCCCACAGGCCAUCGCAGCCUGCUCUCCGGCCUGGGCUCCUCCUCCACCCGCACUGGCUCCACCAGUCUCACCAGCAGGUACUGGUCAGAGGAGAGUGCAGACCGAGAGAAGGAAAAGGAAUCCGCCGCGGUCAUCCCCACCAUGAACACUGGCUCCACUACGACCAGCACGUCCACCACCACCAGCGCCGUCUCCACCACCACCUCCACAGGCGUGGUCACUGGCUCAGAGAGACGCAGAUCAUACCUGACGCCGGUGCGAGACGAGGAGUCAGAGUCCCAGAGGAAAGCUCGCUCCAGACAGGCUCGACAGUCGAGGAGGUCCACCCAGGGUGUGACUCUGACUGACCUGCAAGAGGCGGAGAAAACCAUCGACAGGAGUCGUGUCCCAAAGACCCGGGAGGAGGAGAAGGAGAAGCAGGACAAGGAGAAGCAGCAGGAGGAGAAGAAGGAGCUGGAGGUCAAAGAGGAUGAUUACCGGUCAAAGUACCGCAGCUUCGAGGAGCGCUACCGGCCUUCGUCUUCCUCCUCUACCUCGGCCAUCUCCACAGUCGGCACGGCCUCCCCCCCGUACACCAGCACCGCUCCGCCCUCCGGGCCCCUCAGCCGGCCGAACAGCCUGACGGGGAUCACCUCGUCCUACAGCCGCUCCUCCAGAGACACCGAGAAAGAAAUGGACCGGAAGGAGGAGGAGAAGGAAGGCGAGGACAAGUCUCAGCCCCGCUCCAUACGGGAUCGCCGGCGGCCCCGCGAGAAGAGGCGCUCUACUGGCGUCUCCUUCUGGACACAAGAGGGUGAUGAAAAUGACCCUGACCAGCUGUCCGACUCGGAGGACGGAAGCACCAAAGGAGAGACCCAGAGUGACAGGUUAUCACAUACAGAACGCACAACGUGCUCAGAUCGCAACGACAUCCUCUCCAGCCGCGGCUACGGGGAGAGCCGGAGGACUUACUCCAGCCGACUGGACCGGGACGACGCCACUGACUACAAGAAGCUGUACGAGCAGAUCCUGGCUGAGAACGAGAAGUUGAAGGCCCAGUUACGCGACACGGACCUGGAGCUGGCGGACUUGAAGCUGCAGCUGGAGAAGGCCACGCAGAGGCAGGAGCGCUAUGCCGACCGAUCACAGCUCGAGAUGGAGAAAAGGGAAAGAAGAGCUCUAGAAAGGAAGAUAUCUGAGAUGGAGGAGGAACUUAAGAACCUCCCCCAGGUAAAGCAGGUUCAGGCCCUGCGGCAGGUCAAGGAGCGGCUGCAGGCUGAGAACCGGGCGCUGUCCCGAGUCUUGGCGAAGCUCUCGCAGUCCGCCUGCAGCCAGCUGCCCACCGUCGACCUCUAAGCCACGCCCAUCCGUCCGCCACCACCCCCCCCCCCCUCCCCUCUCUC
This is a messenger RNA of Pungitius pungitius (ninespine stickleback), 3546 nucleotides long. It is a transcript of the gene ppp1r12a, whose product is annotated as protein phosphatase 1, regulatory subunit 12A. The record is from RefSeq and is a predicted model, not a curated record. Gene Ontology annotation, molecular function: phosphatase regulator activity; enzyme inhibitor activity; protein kinase binding. Gene Ontology annotation, cellular component: cytoplasm; Z disc; A band. NCBI's taxonomy places the organism in Eukaryota, Metazoa, Chordata, Actinopteri, Perciformes, Gasterosteidae. Gene Ontology annotation, biological process: signal transduction.